Molecule: messenger RNA, 3369 nt
Organism: Daphnia pulex (common water flea)
Lineage: Eukaryota; Metazoa; Arthropoda; Branchiopoda; Diplostraca; Daphniidae
Gene: Sap130
Product: histone deacetylase complex subunit SAP130-A-like
Exons: 17
Coding region: 313-3210 (965 amino acids)
Biological process (GO): negative regulation of transcription by RNA polymerase II
Cellular component (GO): Sin3-type complex
Source: RefSeq, a predicted model, not a curated record
CCAUGCCCCUUGUCCAAAACUCCAACAAGCAUUUUUCGAUGUUUUUUCGAAAAAAUAGUCGACGCUUUGAAGCAAAUCGAAAGUUGUUUUGACCAUUUUCUAAUAAUUACUGACCACUGGAGAAUGUUAAAGUUGAUCCCGUAGCCUCUGUUUUUGUAAACUUCACGUCAGAAUAGGAUUUCAUUAGUGUAUUUCACAUUUUACAACGUCUUGGUUGCUGAUAGACAAGAAUAAUUUAGUUCUUGAUUCAGCUUCCGGACAAUUCGCCGUUUCUUUAUCGCCUAAUAUUAGUGCCGUCUUCUAAGAGAAGAAAUGAGUACUCCCCAGCCUAAACUAAACUGUGCUCUGGGUGCAGACAAUGAAGUGGAGUUGCAGGCUCAGCCAAUGGAUCUAGCACACAAGUCCAGUUCCAUGAUUACUUCAACUGGAAGUGCCACAUCUAUACCCACCAGAGUAAUUGGAGAAGCUGCCAAACCAAUUUUCUUGCAGGUCAAACCAUCAGGAAGUCCAAUUCCUACUAUAACUGGGGCUGGGAUGUCUUUAUCUAAUACCGGGACUAACCCCACUGUUUCUACUAUUAUCCAAAAUGUUCCUGUGCCAGUAGCCGUUACUGUGCCCAUACCAAUGACCAAGUUCCAAGCUGCAAUACGCCCAGGUGCCACAGUUGCCCCUCGAGUAGUGCCAACAGCUCUUGUAACAACUUCUGGGACUUAUGCGAAUCUAUCAUCACAUGUGCCAAAAGGUCCAGCCGCAGUUGCCAGUAUCGCGAUUCCGCGCUCUGCUGUUGCUUCGGCCGCGAUUAUAAGGCCUGUUCCUUCAGCAAGUUCUGCCAUUUCUCAAGUGACUGGAUUUACGAUUUCAAAUCGUGCUGUAAGACCCACGUCAAUUUCGGCAGUUAGGCCGAGUAGUGUUGAUGUCGGUAAUGUUGCAGCUGCUACUCUGAGUGGUACCUGGGUGACAGUAACCCCAGCCACUGCCGUCAUCCAGCCACCUCCCGUACCUACUUUAUAUAAAGCAACGGCAAACGCAGCAGCUAACACUUCUGUCAAGAGCACGACCAAUCUCAUUCUGGCCACUGGUCACAAAUCCGCACCCGUACUAACUCCUGCACCAAGUGCAAGUUCGAUUUCAAUUAUUGGGCCUCCUAGGGCUUCUGUUCCUACACCGGCGUCAAACAUUACACUUUUCUCUGUCAGGGGAUCUUCCAACCAAGCAGUUGUUAAUUCGCGUGCUCUAGCAAAUCCAACCAUGACGGUUGGACAACGUCCGGGAACUGAUGUAAUAAAAUCCACCUCAGCAGCACUUCUACAAAGUGCUUCACAACGCCCUUCUUCUAUGAUGAUAACAUCGGCAUCUUCUGCUCAGAAUGCUGAGAAACACUUCGUAAAAACGGUUGCGGGAUCUGGAGUGGCAGUCGGCUCUAGCAUCAAUAACCCAGGAUCUUCUCAACCUCGCCCUGCAAGCAAUUCCAUUGGCCCGGUUCAAAUUGCCGCAAGAACGAUUCCGCCAGCUGGAACAGUUCCUCUUACCUCUGCUAGUUCGCUUGUUACUGCUAAUUCUGGAGUAACCCCUGUUGUUUUUACUGGUGGUCUAAAGAAUAUCACGCCUCUUUCGACCGUUACAGCUGUUGGAAAGGUUGGUCAGCAAAGUAUUGCUGUGCAAUUUCCUCAGAUGUCGGGACCUGUAGUCGGCACGAAAUCGGGAGGUUCAUCUCAACCAACCAUUGUCGCUGGAACUCGACCUGCGGUGUCGAGCUCUGUAUCCGUUGGAGGCGGAGCAGCUUCUGGUAGUUCCAGAACGUAUCUUGUUACUACUCAGGCACCGCCUUCGACGAUUAUCCCAGUUGCAAAAGUUUUACCUCAACCCAUUGUCUCGACAGUGACGGUCAUGGGACCUUCAGUUUCCAAGACAACUGUGAGUGUGACGUCCAGCAACGUAUCCAGUACCUCUUCGUCAAACGAAAUUCAAGGAACCGGAACUACAUCGGCUGGUUCUUCUACUGGGGUGUAUUUGCAUGCUACAUCCCGAUCGUCUACCGCGACAGUUGAGACCAGCGGUAAUCAAAUCACAUAUCCGAUUGUAACCCAACCCAACACUCCCUCUAAGUUAAUUGGAACAUCACCCAGGCCUAGCAUUUUGCGUAAGCGGGACUACGAAGGUGUUCCACUGAAAGCCCAAAAGAAUCUUACAACUACUUUAACUUUGAUGACGUCAUCGGUUAAUACUCCGUCGAUUAAUAGUGCGACUAUAUCUGCAGCUCCAGCAAUAUCUCCGCCGUCACCUCGUCGUUUGGAUCUUGGUUUAACACCCGGUGGGCCUAAUGGAGAUUCAUCUCGGUCUUCAAGUGGCGGAUCAACUACAUUAUCGGCAUCGUCUUCUCCCGGUAUACCGCCCGAUCUAGAUGAAAGUAACCCACCAACCAUCGUUCCAACUGCACCAGGAGCGGCAAUUUUAGGUAAAGCCUUGUCGAGUAUUCAGGUGAAGCAAGAAGCAAUAGAAAAUAGUGAUGCAAGUGGAGCCAUUUCGUCGUUGAUGAGAAUGAGCACAUCAUCUUCACACGUGCAUUCUGCUACCACCGAAGUUCAAAUGAGUCCAAGGAAAAAGCCGAGGAAGCAGCAAUUGCUCGGCCAAGAACUACAAGAAGUACGUUCGAGCGAUGAUGAAAUGCAUGCAGGAUUAAACAUAAAAGAAUUGAAAAUUGAAACCUCUGUGAAACCUGAACCUAAAGAAGCGGCUGCUGUCGUCAAACGGCCACGCAUUUCUUUGAUCAGUUCCUACCGCCAAACCUGGAAACCACGUAAUCAUCAUUUUACUCGUUAUUCGGAUGUGAAAUUGAAAGAUGAGCGGCGUCCGACGGUCACCGAUUUGGCCAAUCAGAAGCAAAUCAUGCAGAAAGUGCACGGAUGGAAAGUGUUUCAUCUCACCGCACAAAUUGAAGAAAUGGCUCAUUCUGAAUCACAAGUUCAUGAACGUUUGAGUAUGGUUCUGGACGUUAUGGAAAAACUAGGGGCUGGAAAAGGCGGAGAUCGUGACCUUAUGCGUGUGAAUGAACUUAUAAAGGGAAAUCUACAACGAAGUAAAGUCAUCCAGGAUGGCUUGGAGGAUUCUAAAAAUCAAGUGCAAAAAAUUUUUGAUCAUAAGCCCCGAGCCGAAGAAAUUAUCCAGCGUUACAUGUACAAACGAUUGGCCAAAAAGCGAGAAAAGUUAUAAUCUGGUUUACUCAUGAAUCUAUUUUCCUCUUAAAGACUAAGUAAUAAAUACUUUAGUAGCGCGCGUAUUUCCCACCAGUAUAAUUUCCGUAUUUGCUUUUAUAAACGUUUGAAGAUUUGCAUUGUUUUGACAUGUAAUACAUUUCAUUUCAGCCCUAUA